This is a messenger RNA of Stylophora pistillata, 1520 nucleotides long. RefSeq names its product matrilysin. Gene Ontology annotation, biological process: collagen catabolic process; proteolysis; extracellular matrix organization. Lineage: Eukaryota; Metazoa; Cnidaria; Anthozoa; Scleractinia; Pocilloporidae. Gene Ontology annotation, cellular component: extracellular matrix. Gene Ontology annotation, molecular function: zinc ion binding; metalloendopeptidase activity. The record is from RefSeq and is a predicted model, not a curated record.
CGAGAUUACUCGAACACCAUGCUUUGGCUUUUAGUUCUCGCCUUUGGGGCGCUGGCCUCAACUCACGCUGAAGAUGAAGCUACAGAGGCUCUGAAUUUUCUAAACCAGUACCACUACCUUUCGACCUCAAGAUCUGGAAACCACGAUGUUAAUACAGCAAUCAAGAACUUCCAGCGUUUCGCGGGGCUGAAAGUCACCGGCCGACUCGAUCGUGCAACAGUAACGCUGAUGAAAAAACCGAGAUGUGGAAUGCCUGAUGACGUGGCAGCCAGGGGUCGAGUGAGACGUUACAGUACUGGCUCAAAGUGGAGGAAAACGCAUUUAACGUAUUUUAUUCAGCAUGGUCGAGACCUACCUCACUCGCAACAAGACCGCAUCUUCCAAAGAGCUUUACAAUACUGGGCUGAUGUCUCAGGCUUGUCCUUUUCCAGAUCCUCCAGUUCUAGAGCCGAUCUUAAAAUAAGUUUCGGAUACAGAUCUCAUGGAGGUGUAUACGGUGAAAGGAGAUGCAAUUAUCCAUUUGACGGGCCGGGUAAGGUCUUGGCACAUGCGUUCUUUCCAUCAGAUGGCCGCGCCCAUUUUGACGAAGAUGAAACGUACACAGACGGGCAAUCAAGUGGAACAAAUUUGUUGUGGGUUGCCACCCAUGAAUUCGGUCACGCACUGGGUCUUGAACAUUCUAAUGUGCGUGGUGCAAUUAUGUAUCCUUAUUAUACGGGAUACGUUGCAAACAUGCAACUCCAUUCUGACGACAUCAACGGCAUUCGAUCCCUCUAUGGUUUUGGCGGGGGUGGAGGGGGCGGGGGUGGAGGUGGCGGUGGCUCUUGUAGAGAUGGGAACCCAGAAUGUCACCUCUGGAAGUAUCUUUGCCGCAAGCAUGACUACGUGAUAAGAAACUGCCUCAAAACAUGUGGUCGGUGCUAAAGCUUCUUGGUGGGUAUUCUUCCAUGUGAUGCCCAGAAAGGAUUGAUCUGCUCUAUAUCAAUGAUACAAGUGGUGGGUGAACUGAAUAAAAUAUGUGCUUCUGUGAAAAAGGAGUUGUUUUCAAUGUACAUCAUAUUUAGUGACCUGAUGCUCUGGUUGCCGUUUUUCAAGUUAGGUCGAUACAUGUCAUUACAUAGUGACUAAAGUAGGGAGGGGAGGGUACGGAAGUGAUACUACCCCUGAUUUGCAAAAGUAACAAUAAAUGAAAACUAAAAGAUUCUGGUACGGGAUGCCACUAAAUUCCACGAAGACGUUUAGACACUAAGAAGAAGACGACUCAGGGGAGUCUUCUACUGGAAACUCCUUCUUCUGAAUACUCCUACUAAUGGCUCUUAAAAGCGAACAACAUGCUCAGAACAAGAGACACUAUAAAUAGUUGUCUGAAAGCUGAACAAGCACUCGCUGCACCACACCUCUGAGAAAAAUACUUCAUCGUUCCUAUCUUUUCAUUGAAGUCAGUUUGGACAUUCGGGAAAUCAUCUUACCGGAGCUGAGAUGCUCAGAUACUUAAGACAAAGUUUAGAUACAUGAGAGCC